Molecule: messenger RNA, 5063 nt
Organism: Gadus macrocephalus (Pacific cod)
Lineage: Eukaryota; Metazoa; Chordata; Actinopteri; Gadiformes; Gadidae
Exons: 6
Coding region: 233-1684 (483 amino acids)
Biological process (GO): monocarboxylic acid transport; transmembrane transport
Cellular component (GO): membrane
Molecular function (GO): monocarboxylic acid transmembrane transporter activity
Source: RefSeq, a predicted model, not a curated record
CGUCCCUACGUCACCGAGCGGCGGCGGCUUCCCCUGUGAGUGGAUUCAAACGCUCCACACCAGAGACCCAUCCUCGCGCAGCAGCACGAGCAGGUCAGCAGCGAGCACCCAAGGACAACACCGCCGCGGGACACGAGCCACGUCCUUACUGUCCGAGUGAGCAGCGAUCUCCCCGCCCUCCACGCCCGCCCAUCCACCCCCCCCCGUCCCUCUGUCCAGAGCCAGGUCUGCGAUGCCCCCCCCGGCGAAGGCCGUGGCCGCCGUGGAGCCCCCCGAUGGAGGCUGGGGCUGGGCGGUGGUCCUGGGAGCCUUCAUCUCCAUCGGCUUCAGCUACGCCUUCCCCAAAGCCACCACCGUCUUCUUCAAGGACAUCCAGAAGAUCUUCGGGACGUCCUACAGCCAGACGGCCUGGAUCUCCUCCAUCAUGCUGGCCGUCAUGUACGCCGGAGGGCCCAUCAGCAGUAUCCUGGUGAAUAAGUACGGCUGCAGGCCCAUCAUGAUCAUGGGGGGCUUCCUGUCCUCCAUCGGCAUGAUCUCCGCCUCCUUCUGCAACAGCAUCGUCCAGCUGUACAUCUGCAUCGGGGUCAUCGGAGGUCUGGGCCUGGCCUUCAACCUCCAGCCCGCGCUGACGAUGAUCGGCAAGUACUUCUUCAAGAAGCGUCCCAUCGCCAACGGCAUGGCCAUGGCGGGCAGCCCGGUGUUCCUCAGCACGCUGGCGCCCUUCAACCAGUACCUCUUCAACGCCUUCGGCUGGCGCGGCAGCUUCCUCAUCCUGGGGGGCAUCCUGCUCAAUUGCUGCGUGGCGGGGGCCCUCAUGAGGCCCCUGGUCCCCCCCCGGGCCAAGAAGGACGAGGAGCUGGCCCCCGCCGCCCUCACCGACGGCCCGAAGCCGGAGAAGCUGAGCGUCUGGGAGACGGUGAACCGGCACCUGGACCUGUCGCUCUUCAAGCACCGCGGCUUCCUCAUCUACCUGUCGGGAAACGUCAUCAUGUUCCUGGGCUUCUUCUCGCCCAUCGUCUUCCUGGCCGCCUACGCCAAGGACAUGGGCGUGGACGAGUACUCGGCCGCCUUCCUGCUCUCCAUCCUGGCUUUCGUGGACAUGUUCGCCCGGCCCACCAUGGGGCUGCUGGCCAACUCGCGCUGGAUCCGCCCGCGCAUCCAGUACUUCUUCUGCUUCGCCGUGCUCUACAACGGCGUGUGCCACAUCCUGUGCCCGCUGGUCAGCGACUACACGGGCCUGGUGGUGUACGCCGUGUUCUUCGGGUUUGCGUUCGGCAUGGUGAGCUCGGUGCUGUUCGAGACCCUCAUGGACCUGGUGGGGGCGCCGCGCUUCUCCAGCGCGGUGGGGCUCACCACCAUCGUGGAGUGCUGCCCCGUGCUGCUCGGACCCCCGUUGGCAGGCAAACUGGUGGACGUCACAAAAAGCUACAAGCAGAUGUACUUCUGCUGCGGCGUGGUGGUCAUCAUCGCGGCCAUCUGGCUCUUCAUCGGCAACUUCAUCAACUACAGACUGCUGGAGCGCGAGCGCAAGCAGGCCGACUCGUACAAAAGGACUGAGACGGACGACCCCGACGCCGCAGUGCAGUACCGGAAGGGCUCUGAGGGGGGCGACAAAGCCACCGCCGAGCUGGCCAAGAAGGACGGCAAAGACGGGGAGGCCGUGCAGCGGGAGACCAACAUCUAGUCGGGUCCGUUGGUUCUGACACUGUGACCUCCUCGCUUCCACCGCCACCAACAACAACAACAACAACAAUAGCAACAAACACCGCCACAACUCCCAAAGCACACCACGCUCCGAUCUGCUUGUGGAGUUCGGGAGCGGGAGAGUACAGAGCGGUUCCGAACCCGGGCUUCUUUGGAAGUCUUAUCGUCAGAACUCCUCCAAUACUAACUGCCAAAGUAACAACUGUUUUUUUAUAAGAUGUUGGUGAGGAUUCACCGUAACCGUCGUCGUUUUUUGUCGUCCAUAAUUCCAACCUCGCGUAUUACCGAAGUAUCACCAUGGAGACAUCGUUGACGCGUGUAAAACAGGGUCUCGGCGUUGAGACUUUAAAACCAGGGUUCUUGUGUUUGAACAGUGAUAUAAUGUUGUUUUGUUUGUUUGUUCUAUGUAUCAAUCCUACGCUGUGGUUCCCAUGGGAACAGUUAAACCAUGCGAAGUCAUCCACUUCCUUCCAGGGCACUGCAUUUCACUGAUCCGUUUCUGGAGAUCAGCAAAGAGGUGAAAAAGAGUCACGUUACUACUUGUGUGUAAUUAUGACUCAAAUAGUUAACUUCAAAUUGCUAACUGUAAUGUAGUGGGAGCCAGACUGGGUGUGAUGGUCGAAGCCACCACUGUUAAUCCCUGGUGAGGUCCUUUUUACACGGCAGCCCGCCCUUAUCAACAUAUUAUCAUGUUCUUCAUCUGGCAAAAUAUUUAACCCUCCUUAAUCGAUUACGCCAAUUUAAAAAGAAAUCCACUGCUAAAUGGCGACAAGGAGUCAAAUAAUGAGCGAAGCCCUAAAGAAAAAACAGAUGGGUUCACAGAUUAAUGUUUUGUUGAGGAAAGGAUGUAGUAAAGAAUGUUGAAUUUGUGCUGUUUAUCACCUGCUCCAUAUUGAAAAAUGCAGGCCACAUAUGCUGCACCAAAGUCAACAAAAUCAAGAGGCUGCAUUUCAUUCCAGAAACAUCUUGAGGGAUACAUUUCAUUCAUUUCAAUGUACUCCAUCUUUCUGGAGCUUAAGAAGUGAGAUUGCAGCAAUGACGAAAUCGUCAUGUACUGUUCUUUGACCAAACAUGGAGCCAUAAACAACACAAUGUGGUUUUAAGCACUUCGACAGGGAAAUGCAUAUCUCCCAGCACGCAAGGUUAUUCUGAAGAAUAACAGAAAUGAAUACAGAAUAUAUAUUCUGGAGGUGUUCUGCCUUAACCGUAAUGAUUGAAUGCCGUGAGGUUGUGCAAGCAAAUACUUUUGAGUAUUACACCAUAAAGGAACGAUGAGCCUUUUGUUGACAAUGGCAUUCAUGCUGCGGUGCUGUGGUAUGUCGUUGCAUUUUGCUGUUGUGGUGCGUCGUUGGUAUUUAUCGUAACAAAAUCAUAGAAUAUUUUUGUACAAAAACCGACAAAAAAACACAAAAGAAAAACAAAUAACUGCUUUUUGUUUUGAGACAGGAUGUGGGCUGUUUGUGAAGAAUUUUAACCCAACUAACAACUCGCAUUAACUUUAAAACGUUGUCUUCCUAUCUAAUAAAUCCCUGCUAACAUUCAUGCUAUUCUGGAUGUAAAGGAAUAUUAGGGAUUCCAUUGUCUGUGAUAUAUACUUAAAUAAUUUAAAGGUUGGGUAUGGAAUUCUUUUUUUUGGCCAUUUUUGCAAAAUUACUUGAAAUCCUUAUCAUAACCCACUUACAGCCACUGAGUUAGAAGUACUGACAUGACAAUUAAACCAGUCAAUCAUCUGUGGAACGGGCAGGGCUCGAAAAAACUCCAGCCAAUGAUUUCCAGAACCACCGAGUGUCAUUGGACAGUAAGUACGUCAAUCAAACGGUCGUGCUGCACUCCCCCUCCCCCGCUCCCAGCGCGUGACCCCUUCGUGCACGUCCUCAAAGCUCGUGACCCAGAGCAAGCUUCUGUUUUAUUGUUAUCCUGCGGUAGCUACUGGAGCUAGCUAACUAGCUAAUCCACAUUUGGACCUAGCACUAGAAGACAACCCUAAACUCCAACCUAGCUAGCCUGGCUCACUCUCGCGCAUCUGUGUUCGCGCUCAGGGGGUAGGACCAUUUGAGUUGUGUAUUUUCAAAAUCUGCUGGCAUUUCGCAAAUCCCAUAUCCAACCUUUAAUUAUUGCAAAAUAUUAAAUAGAUUAAAAUGUAUGCUCAAAAGUGUGUCAUGAAUUGAAUCCAACAUUGGUCAAAUGUCGUACUUGAUUGAAGAAGCCAUAGCAGUGUUGUGAAUCUGGAGAACUUGGAAGUAUUUUCUGAUCAAAAUAAUUUCUCUCUAACUCUUUCCCGAUUUAGUUGUUGCUUUAUAGGAAUUACUUGAAAUGUCUAUUUUAAUUUGUUUCUACUGAUGUAGACUAAUUUAAUUGUUAAGUUAAUGGUUAUGUGCUCCUGAAAAUAAACAUUAUUCAGAAAAAAUAACAAUCAUUUCAAUAUUAGUUUUAAUUGACUGGACUCCUGAAAGGGUGGACAAUUAAAUCAGCUUUCAAAUCACAUGUUCAUCUUGAAAACAUCUGUUUCUACAAUGUACGACUAAUUAGAAAGAAAUUAAUGUUUGUUUGCUUUGUCACAGCUCUGUGGUUGGUGAUUAGGGUAUUUAUGGAUCUGCUUGUGCAUUAAUCGUCAUCCAUCUACAGGGAAUCGAGUAUUAUUCACAGAGAGCACUGUGGGCAAUGAAGUGGCAUCAUAAGCCUCACCAGGACAUUCCCUGUGUUGCUCUAGAACACCACUCUGUCCGGGCAACCGAUUCAAACUGUGAGGUGUUUUUUUUUUAAUGUUUGUUUGUUUGCUGGGUUAUUUUGUUCUGGAUUUUGCUUUUCUCACCUGAUAAACCUGUACAACGAAGAACAUUAGAAUGAAGCACUUUUUCAUGGCACUUUUUCUGUGGCGCUGGCUUGUGUACAAACUAGAAUCCUCCCUAUGCAAACAUACACGUUGUAGUUGCCUUGUGUCCUGCUCAUUGUGUGAGGUCCCAGCCUUGACCAAACUCGUCACCGCGACCACACCGUUGUGAAGGUAUUGUCAGGGUUUAAGAAACUUUGAAACAACUCUGAGAAGGCUCGUUGUCUGAUGUCAAUGCAUAGGACAGCAAAACAGUCUGUGAUAUUGACAUAAGUAUUGACGUUUGACCUGUCCUAAGAGAUUGUUACCUAUUCCCGUUCAAAACGAGGUUUAAUAACAUAUAGGGGCAUAUUAUCGUUUCACUUUGAAUAGACACGUUGAUGAGUUCAAUACUAAUCACCAAGAUCAUUUAUCACCUAGUAUGAAUUUGAUCGCUCAAAUAUGUGUCACAUGCUAAAAUUGUAUUGGUAUAACUUGUAUGUUAUGUCACGUUGUGUGUGCACAUAGUUGUUAAUAAAACUAUCACACA